AUGGCAAUGCCGCACCGGCCUCUGCGGCCGAUAGCUAUCGCUCCAGCACCACCGAAAGCGCCACCAGUCCAGCAGCAUCGAGUCACCUUCUAUGAUCUGCCCGCCGAACUGCGCGUCGAAAUCUACAAGUUGACACUCGAGAGCGUGCGGCUACAAAUCUUGCCCGCCACCGCAGACAAGUCUCGCAAGCGACCACAUCCCCUAACAUUGACAACCCGCCAAGUCCGGCAUGAAGUGUUGCCCAUCAUACAUGCCACCUGUCCAAUCCUGUGCAAUGUCACCGACUUCGUCUUCGAUGGCCUACUCGAGUGGAUGUCCCGGGUCCCACCGCACGAAGAGCGAGUCCUCACCAAGAACGACAAUCUCACUAUUGCAUUUCACACCACCAUGCAGCAGCCUCCCAGGAUGAUGGAGAGCAUGCGGAAGUGGCUUCAUAUGCGUGCGGACCAGCAUCGACCUCAGCCGAAGUGGCAAUAUUCUGGUCCGACGCCGCCAUCGAAAGUGUGCGCGGAUCUGAGGCGGAGAGCGAAGCGCAUGAAGGAGGAAGGUAAGCAGGCGGAGCUACUCAAGAUGCUGAAAGCUCUCCAGAUCCCGUGUGGUGACGAGAACACUCGAGGAUCAGGGCGGCGGCAGAACGCUUGA
Fulvia fulva is the source of this 642-nucleotide messenger RNA. RefSeq lists its product as uncharacterized. The transcript has a single exon. The coding region runs from base 1 to 642 and encodes 213 amino acids. Lineage: Eukaryota; Fungi; Ascomycota; Dothideomycetes; Mycosphaerellales; Mycosphaerellaceae. The record is from RefSeq and is a predicted model, not a curated record.